Diversispora eburnea is the source of this 252-nucleotide messenger RNA. The record is from the annotation of a GenBank genome assembly. Lineage: Eukaryota; Fungi; Glomeromycota; Glomeromycetes; Diversisporales; Diversisporaceae.
AUGUCACUUAAUAUUAAUUAUCAAAAUACUGCAAACAUAGUUAAAGUCCCAUUUCCUCCAACCAUUAGUGUAGAUGAAAUCGUAAAUAUUCAUUUAAAAAUGGUAUUAAAAAUAAAAAGACUAUCAACCAAUCGUUAUCCAACAAUCUUUACUAAUAUACAUAUGACUAUGGAUGAGGGUGAACUUAUGAACUAUCUUUCUGAAGAUACGGCAUUAACUUAUAAGGCAAUUAUUCAAUCGUUACCAUUUUAA